This is a messenger RNA of Aspergillus campestris IBT 28561, 460 nucleotides long. RefSeq lists its product as uncharacterized. NCBI's taxonomy places the organism in Eukaryota, Fungi, Ascomycota, Eurotiomycetes, Eurotiales, Aspergillaceae. The record is from RefSeq and is a predicted model, not a curated record. The transcript has a single exon. Bases 117 to 380 code for a protein of 87 amino acids.
GUGGUAUGAUUCUCGCUUAGGGAUUUAAACCCAAGCAUAUCUGCGAGAGGUCCCGCGUUCGAUCCGCGGCUCGGGCCGUUGAUACAUAUUCUUUCACACACAGGCCGGCUGGCCCAAUGGCAAGGCGCUUGACUACGAAUCAAGAGAUUGCAGGUUCGAUCCCUGCGUCGGUCAAUUCUUUUUUGCACUUGUUGGCUUCGGUGGCUAUUUGCUUUUUUGAACCCUAUAUCAUGUUUGCUGUGUGCCCCGGGAGCGGCGCCACCGGCGUAGUAUUAUUUGAACUUGCAUUGCUUACCUUUGUUAGACAGGUGCCCUGCACAAUCUCGUGGCUAGUAUUCAGUACGUUACUAUGUAGAGCGUCUGUGGGAAGCCAGGCAUAAUGGACUUUGGCUCGGUGGUAUUCUAGCAGCCGAGAGCCAAGGUAACAAAUAUAUAGAAUUGCUCGAUAAGAGAAAAGAGU